AUGGAUCCACGUAAGAAAGGGAAGACGACCCGAAAGGCUGCAGAUUGCUGUGCCGCCGGGGCGCUCGUGAGCAUCACACAGCCUCCUGACAUCCUCACUGGAGCUCUCCUCAGAGCUCUCUUGCGGCUUUUCGAAGCAAGUCCUGAGUUGAUGACGGCUUAUCGAGCUUCCAGCUGCGGACAGUGGCUGGGGACACAGGUCACUGCAGACGAAGGUGGUCAAGCAAGAAACGAGAGGCCGCUUCGUGGGUAUGGGUAUGGGUAUGCACAAGAUGCACAAGAUUGUGGCUUGCAUGAAGCCGCCAAUCCCAUGGCAUCACCCCGCUGCAUCCUGCUGACCAGAGAUGUGGUGACAGUAACCCUGGCGGCCUGUAUGGUCGGUCAGUCGACCAGAAUGCCAUGCAUAUUCCUCCCUUCCGUUCUGGCCCCCAAUCUUGCUCGGCUGUGUAUCAUGUUCUACAACGGGCAUAGCAGCCAGCCUUGUAUCAUGAGUCGUUUCGCAGGCAGGCCUCGUCAGCCGAUGACUGCCAACAACAAGGCUGUCCGUUGCAAAUCUCAGACCAGCACUCAUCAGAGCCUGAUCCACUCGCAUGCAUUCGAAAUAGCGGCUUCGUAUGGUAACACCAACGACGAUGCACCGCUGCUGGCCUGGUUUUGUUGUUUUGGGACAAAUUUGGGCUGCUCCUUAAGUAGCCUUUCGGAGGGCAUGUCUCAAAAGCGGCAUUGGGGGGGGGGGGGGGGGGGGGUAGUAGCGAAAUCCAAAGCUGAAGCUCUGAUUGGCUGCAUUCUAUACGAGCUGGCGGGACGGACAAACUCGGCCUCCGAGAAAGAUAGCCCAAGGCAAACUGCUACGACGAAGAACCGCGACGACGACGAAGAUAGAACCGCGACCUCGACCUCGACCCGCAACGACGAGCGACCUGCAACGACUAGCGACUUGCAACGACUAGCGACCUGCAACGACCAGCGACCUCGACUAGCGACCUACGACCUCGACCAUCGACCUACAACGACUAACGACCUACAACGACUAAGAGCACGCGGAGCCGCCUACAAGCACAUAUUAACCGGAAACCACAACCCGACGAAAAUAAGAGGACACGAAUCCUCAUACCGACAACUUAUGCUGGAAGAUCUGCCUCCGGAACUGCUUGGAAAUAUCCUCGAGUUCAUCGAUACUCCGCCCUUCGUCCAAGAGCUUCCCCCAUGUAUCGACGCCCAGAAACGGCUCAGGGAGCUUUGCAGAACAUCACUGGUCAGCAAGGCAUUCUGUGAAGCAACCCAGCCAUGCCUGUACCGUGUCAUCGAUAUCACUCCAUUGAGGAAGCCAAACAUUCGAAAGUUCUUGCGAACACUGUGGGGAAAUCCUGCCCUCGCACGUUUCUUUCAGGAUCUUAGCCUCGGCGAACAUGUAAUGCGGGCAAAGGAAGCACCCUCUCAGGAAGAACUGCGGUCGCACGCUGCCUUAUUGAACACCAUCGGGAAUCAAGAUCUCGAAGUUGAGAUCAUGGAGAGUCUCAUGCAGGGCUGUCCCACUGCCCAGAAUGCUUUGAUUCUCGCCCUAGCAACUAACGUCAGGCUUCUGGAUCUGACACUCGCGGACCCCAUUAGACAGAAUCGCGUAAAGCUUGGAUACGUGCAAGGGCUCUGCACAUGCUGUCCUAAUAUGGCACAGUGUUUAGGCAGUAUUCUGGCUCGAGACUCUUGGAGCUUUGGAAAUUUGAGAACACUCACACUGCGGAGCUCACCCGAGCAAAUCCAAUGUACGACUUACGAUAUUCAAAGACAGCUCUGGAGGCUACCCCUGCUGGAAGAAGUGGUAUUGUCCAAAUUCUGCACGUCAUCCAGCACGGGGACGAUUUCACUACCUAGCAAGAGCACAAUUCGCAAAAUUGUGUUGGACCAUUGUACGGUUGACAGUGGCAGCAUAGCUUACAUGAUCCAAGCAUGUAAGGCGUUGACGGAGUUCGAAGUCCUGUGUCCGAGCGGGAGGAUCGAUGCUGAAGAAUUUCUAACAGCAUUGAAGGAACAUUCGGCGCACUUGGAAAGCCUGACGAUCAAGACUCUUUGGAAGAACCGGCCUCUAUUCCAAGACAACAAGCCCAUCGGUAGCCUUAGUGCCUUCAAAUCCAUGCAUUUUCUGGAGCUAGACUCCGACAUGCUGACAGGCACACACCGAUGGGGCUCCGACUCGCUGAGCUUACCUGACCUGCCGCCGUCUAUAAAAUGUCUCAAAGUCAAAAUACGCAACAACCUUUCGGAGCUGGUCCCCGUUUUACGCUCGCUGCAACCGAAACUGUCUCCGUCACUCGACCUCUUGAAGGUCACUUUCCCAUGCGACAGCCUUCUCAAUCGUGAAUACCUUGACGUCAUUCAAGAAGAAGACAUGUGGGAGAAGCCUGAGGCGGCUGAAGUGAGACUAGAUAGGGGCUGGAGCAUCACCUUAAGCCACACUUCCGGGGGAUCCGGUUUGUGCUUCAGCUGUUGGAAGGAUAAGAAGAGCGUAAAAGACAAGAUCUGGCCACUCGCUGAGCAGAUUAUGAAUGUUGGGGUUAGAAAAUUGCUGGAAGAGUAUUACGCUAACUGUGUCUUUGAUGAGAAUUUUCGAUUGGAUGUCUUUAAGGAGAGUCUCUGGAGCCUUCCACCAACUGCUGAAAUAUAA
Pseudocercospora fijiensis CIRAD86 is the source of this 2661-nucleotide messenger RNA. RefSeq lists its product as uncharacterized. Lineage: Eukaryota; Fungi; Ascomycota; Dothideomycetes; Mycosphaerellales; Mycosphaerellaceae. The transcript has 12 exons. Bases 1 to 2661 code for a protein of 886 amino acids. The record is from RefSeq and is a predicted model, not a curated record.